Catharus ustulatus (Swainson's thrush) is the source of this 1561-nucleotide messenger RNA. RefSeq names its product centromere protein P (gene CENPP). Bases 502 to 1365 code for a protein of 287 amino acids. The record is from RefSeq and is a predicted model, not a curated record. Lineage: Eukaryota; Metazoa; Chordata; Aves; Passeriformes; Turdidae. Gene Ontology annotation, cellular component: chromosome, centromeric region; nucleus. The transcript has 10 exons. Gene Ontology annotation, biological process: CENP-A containing chromatin assembly.
UCCGAGCCUCACUGCCCCUCCUAUAGCCCCGGCUCCGAGCGCUCCCUUCUCCUCAUCCCCUUCAGCCCCGGCUCCGAGCUUGACUCCCCUUCCUCUCAGCGCCGGCUCCCUCCGCUCCUCCCUCAGGGCCGGGUGUCCGCGGCUGCCGGCGCUUCCAGGUUUCCCGAUCGCGCUGCUUGCGCACCCGUUCCGGCCCUGGGGCACCGCUGUCCCCUGCGAACCUCGGCGCGGAUCAGUCCCGGUUCCUCGGACGAGUCGCGAUUCCAGCACAGCCCUGCGGGCUCUGAAGGGCCGCAGGGAAGCCGCGGGCACGGAACGCACCAGUUCGGGUCUCACACACGCUCCAAAGCGCUUCCCAACUCCUCUUGUGGCAGCGCAAAGUCAAAUACUUGGGGGUAUAAACGGGCAGAUAUAAAAUCUUUGAAGUCAUAAUUAGUGUUUGAGUCUUCUGCAGCCUAGUGACAUCCUUGAGUUUAAGUUGCUUAACAGUGAUUCUGGGAAAUGGAUAAGAGUAUUUUUCAGCCUUAUGAAGAUGAAAUCCGGGCACUGGAAGAAGAAAUUUGGCUGCUAACAGAAAAGUAUAAAGAUAUCAGACAAGAAUCCAUCUCCUUUUCCGAUGAGGACAUACUGCAGUCAACAAGAUCAUUCCAAAGAGAAACUCAGGAAGAAACCAACGGACAAGAAUCUCUAUCAGAACUGAAAGCUCAGCUUGAAAGUCUGGAAGCAGAUCUUCCAUCUUUAAUGAAAUUUACAGGGUUUCAUUUCACAAGUCAUUCCAAGAAAACGUUGGAGAGAACUAGAAACAGGACAGUGGAGAAGCACAGAUUAUCAGGGAAAUGUCACUCCCUGUCUUUUCAACUGGAAUUCCAGCUUCUUGAAGUGCAGGACAAUGAGAAGGUGUCUACUGUUGUUAGUGAUCUCAGCAUUAUAAUGGAAUCCGGAGAAGAUUCAAAUGUGAGCAAGUUUGUGUCAAGCACUGAAGAAUGUGGAGAUGUUGUAACAUUUUUCAGAAGCCUUUCAACCUAUGCUGAGUGGUUUGAACAUCGUAGACGCACCUUCCUGCAUUUCAAGGCCAAGUAUCCUGACAUUGUGACCCUUCCGGAAGGGCUUGGGGGAGAUUUUAUAAUUCUGAGGAGCCCCAAAGUUUCUGGGUUUGAAUUGGUGAUUGUCUGGAAGAUCCAUCUUAAUGAAGAAGGGACCACCAUACCUGUCCUGGACCUGCUGCCCAAAGUACCAGAGCAAGUCCUGGAGAACAGCAUGACCAGUGUGGAGAACAUCCCUGGCAGCUUCCGGAGUGCGCUCAGACUCUUUGGGAUCGAGGUGUCCAUCGAGAACCUGAUCAAAGUGCUGCGCUCAGAAAAAUGAAUUACUUACACCAGGUAGCAAUUACUUACACCAGGUAGCAAUUUCAAAAGUAGUUUUAAUUAAGAUAUUGUGUUACACAGUCUGUAAUUUUAUUGAAUAUAAACAUUAAGUUAUUUUCCAUUUAGAAACCAUACUCAUAAAACAUGCUAUCUGUACAAUUAUGGCACGUUAUAUAUAAAUUGUCAUGACAUGAAAA